Musca domestica (house fly) is the source of this 1162-nucleotide messenger RNA. RefSeq names its product protein obstructor-E. The transcript is spliced from 4 exons. Bases 415 to 1098 code for a protein of 227 amino acids. Gene Ontology annotation, molecular function: chitin binding. Gene Ontology annotation, cellular component: extracellular region. The record is from RefSeq and is a predicted model, not a curated record. Lineage: Eukaryota; Metazoa; Arthropoda; Insecta; Diptera; Muscidae.
CAGCAACAACACAAGUGCUUGUAUCGUGAGAUUUAUGGACGGAACGAUUGUGGCGGACAGGCUGGCAAAGAGACAGACAGACAUACAUAGCUCUGUCCGCACAAGCUUUGCAAACUUUAGUUCACCAAUUUGGUUUAGUUAAGUUUGGAACGUGAAACCGUUAAAACGUCGCCGCUGUCUUAUUCGCACGGAAGUGAAACCCCCCAAAAAAACCGAAACACCAGCAACACAUUUUUGCAAAAACAAAGCAAACGAACCGAACCAACCGUACGUACGGUCCUUCGUAGUUGGUAAAACGUAUGCAAAUAGUUGUGUUGAAUUUUUAAUUAACCUGAAAAGACAUUCGGACCACCUAAACGCGGAUUAUUUAACUCUAAAUCAAAAGCAGUUCCCAGAAAAAACGCAGACUUGAAAAUGAAACUAUUUGGAGCUAUCCUGGGAUUGACCCUACUGGUCACAUAUGUUCACUCCGUUCCAUUGGACACCAUUGAAUGUCCCGAGAAACAUGGCGUUCAAGCCUAUGCCCACACUGAAAAUUGCGAUCAAUUCUUUUUGUGCACCAAUGGCACUUUGACUUUGGAGACCUGUGAAAACGGUUUGUUGUUCGAUGGCAAGGGUGCUGUGCACAACCACUGCAAUUAUAACUGGGCUGUCGAUUGCAAAGGCAGACAAUGGGAUCCUACACCUAUUUCUACACCCGGCUGUGAAUAUCAAUUUGGCAUCUAUCCCGUCUCUAAGGAAUGUUCAACAACAUACAUCAAGUGCGCCUUCGGAGAACCUAUCGAACAGGAGUGCGAUGCCGGUCUGGCCUAUGAUGAGCGUAUUCAUGGCUGCAAUUGGCCCGAUCAACUUUUGGAUAGUUGCAAUCCUGAAGCUGUUGUCGGUUUCAAAUGUCCCACCAAAGUUGAUGGUCCAGCUGCCCGUUUCUGGCCUUUCCCACGUUUCGCUGUACCCGGAGACUGUCAUCGUCUAAUCACUUGCGUUGAAGGUCAUCCCCGUUUGAUUACCUGUGGUGAGGAUAAGGUCUUCGAUGAAACCACCCUAACCUGUGAAGAUCCCGAAGAAGCCCAUUCGAAAUGUGGCGGUUAUGGCAAAUAAAUAAGAACUUCUCCAUGAAAACUUCAAAGCAAUAACUCAAAAUAUGUAAAUCAAUUGUUUUUUU